Messenger RNA from Sycon ciliatum, 1197 nucleotides. Its product is annotated as major facilitator superfamily domain-containing protein 6-like. The record is from RefSeq and is a predicted model, not a curated record. Lineage: Eukaryota; Metazoa; Porifera; Calcarea; Leucosolenida; Sycettidae. Gene Ontology annotation, cellular component: membrane. Bases 1 to 1197 code for a protein of 398 amino acids. The transcript has a single exon.
AUGAUAUUUUUCAGUGAACUGGUGGGCGCCCCAGUGCUCCCCUUGACAGAUACGAUUGUCCUGGAGACUCUCGGCCACCAGCGCAUUUCACAGUUUGGUCGCCAGCGCCUGUGGGGAGCCGUGGGUUUUGGAAUCGCUAAUGCCGCGGCUGGCUUUGGAUCAAGCUCAUUGGCCGACUCCUGCGGCCGGGGCAAUUAUACUGUUCACUUUGUUGGUUUUGCCGUCCUGUAUGUCAUCUCGUUAGGGGCUGCACUGAAGCUGAAGGAUACUUACCAUCCGCUGAGCGCUAAGACUACGGCAGCUACGACAGUACAAACGAGAAUCCGAAUCGGCCGAGGUUUGCGCUUGGCUCUGUGCAACGCCCGCGCAAUCUGCUUUCUUGUCGCUGUGUUCUUCUUAGCCAUUGCGAUGUCCAUCGUUGACAACUUUCUAUUCUGGUUCCUAACAGAGCUGUGUGCAUCCGAACUGCUCCUUGGUCUCUCUGUUCUGACCAUGUGCAUGUCAGAAAUCCCGCUGUUUCUUAUCGCCGGCCCAGUGAUCAAGCGCUUUGGCCACACGAUGGUGCUGGUGUUUGUGCUGAUGUGCUACGCCAUUCGAUUCCUGGGCUACUCGCUGCUGCAGAACCCCUGGCUGGUCAUGCCGAUAGAACCGCUACACGGUGUAUGCUUUGCACUGAUGUGGUCCUGCUGUGUGUCCUACUGCAAGAAAAUAGCGCCGCCAAAUUUGGAAGCUACUCUGCAGGGUGUGCUAAAUGGCAUGUUUAGGGGCGUGGGCCGCGGGACGGGGGCCGUGCUUGGUGGUUUCGUGUACCAUCACUUCGGUGCCCGUUGGCUGUUCCGUUCCUGCGCAAUCAUGUGCUGCAUUGUGGCAGCGCUGUACCUAGUGUCGGAGAGAAUCAUUUGCCAGUACGAGCGGCGACACGGCACGUUGAUUUCCGGUACGGCGAAGCUCGUCGACGGCAUUGAGCUCAAUGAACAUGGCAUCGUAACGUUGGACGACGACAACGAAUGUGAGCUGAGUAACGGUGCGCCUGUCAUUAGCUACCGUUCAGACAGCACCCAUGUUAACGGUAGAGUGCAUGAUGGUAUAGGUGACUUCACACUGGUAUCGUCCAAUCCUGACAAGGCUCUCGAUAUCGCCACCGCUGAGAAUGAUGAAUUUGAACAAGAUGGAGACAUUGAAACUGCGCUGCUCUAG